UGCUCCCCCGGGUUUUACUGUGUCGGAAGAGCUACUGAGGCCAGACCAACAGAUGGAGAAACAGGCAGCAUCUGUCCACCUGGGACAUACUGUAUUGAGGGCUCAGCAGAGCCAGAGUUGUGUCCAGCUGGUACUUUCUCCGCACUGUCAGGUCUAACCAGUGAGACUAGUUGUGAGCCCUGCACUGCUGGUUUCUACUGCAGAGAAGCAGGUCUUAAGGCACCGACUGGACUCUGCAGCCAAGGGUAUUGGUGUCCUCCUGGUCAGACUGUGUCUACAGCUUUGCCAUGUCCACCAGGCCACUUCUGCUUACAGGGUAGUGCAGCUCCGGAGCCCUGCCCAUCAGGAACCUUUCAGAGCAGAGAGAAACAGUCAUCCUGCAAUGCCUGUGAGGCAGGUUAUUACUGUGAUUUAAGACUAGGCAAUGCCUCAAUGCCAAGGCCCUGCCCUAAAGGACACUACUGCCCUGCAGGUACAGUCUUGCCCAACCAAUACCCCUGCCCCAUAGGCUCCUUCAACCAGAGACCGCUCGCACACAGCCUUGCUGGCUGCGUGCCAUGUGCUGCUGGACAGUAUUGUCCUUCUGUGGGACUAGCAGAGCCAGCAGGACCAUGUCAAGCUGGUUAUUGGUGCAGAGAGGGAGCAUCCUCUCCCAGCCCAGUGGAUGGACUCUCAGGUUCCUUGUGUCCGCCUGGUCAAUACUGCCCCUCAGGCACCACAGCUCCCGUGCCUUGCCCUGAAGGAAGCUGGUCCAACAGCUCAGGCCUUGGUAUGCAGGACGACUGCAAACCAUGUCUGGGAGGAUUUUACUGUGACUCUGCUGGCCUCACUAAACCAAGUGGUCCCUGUAGUAGAGGAUAUUACUGUGUAGAGGGAGCCACCACAUCCACCCCUACUGAUGGAAUUACAGGGGGACCCUGUCCUGAGGGUUCCUACUGUCCAAAAGGAGCUGUUCGACCUGUGCCCUGUGAUCCAGGGACAUAUGUCGCUGUUACACAUGCUACUCAGUGUGAGCCCUGUUUACCAGGCUGGUACUGUGUGUCUGGCUCUCUGUACUUGUGUCCUGCAGGUUUUUACUGCCCCGAAGGAACGGGAUUUGACUUGAGAGGUUGUCCAGAGGGAACUUAUGGUCCUGACCCCGGCUACUGGUCUGUCUCUCAGUGCAGGCAGUGUGACGGCGGCCAUUACUGCUCUUCCAGAAAUGGCACAGCUAUCACUGGACCAUGUCAGGGAGGAUAUUACUGCUCACAUGGAAACAAAUCUCCACAACCUUUCUCACAGGCUGCAGGAGAGGGAGGGCCAUGUCCUGCUGGUCAUUACUGCCCCGAGGCCACUGUCCAUCCUCUGCCCUGUCCACCUGGAACAUUCUCUAACCUCACCAAAUUAGUCUCCCAGGAGGAUUGCCAGCCAUGUCUCCCUGGUUACUAUUGUGAUGCUGUGGGGCUCUCAGCACCUUCAGGAAAAUGCUGGAAAGGUUUCUUCUGUCUGGAGGGAGCAAAUCGACCUGACCCCCCUUUGAGAGACAGUCGGGGAGGACCGUGCCCAAAAGGGUAUUACUGUUCUGAGGGCUCUGCGGCUCCUCUGCACUGCCCCCUGGGAACCAUCAGCACAGAAGAUGGCCUAGCCAGCUGCAGUGCCUGUCCCCAGGGGUUUUAUUGUCCUAGCACACGUAAUGGCUCUCUGCUGAGGACUUUUGAGAGGUAUGAGUGUAUAGUGGGUCAUUACUGCCCGCCUGGGACCUGGUCCAAACAUCAGUACCCAUGUCCAGCUGGAACCAUCAAUCCCCACACUCGGAUGGAAAAACCCCAGGACUGCUUUCCCUGCCCUCCAGGCUCCUUCUGUGCGUCUCCUGGGAAGAGUGUUGCAUCAGGCCAGUGUGGUGCAGGAUACUACUGUCUCUCUGGAGCCCGUUCACCCACACCAGACGAUGGAGGGAUGACAGGUGACAGAUGUCCUGAAGGUCAUUACUGUCCCCAGGGCUCCACAGCACCACUGCCCUGUCCCAUAGGACAUUACAGCAACAAAACCAAAAACACUCAUCUGUCUGACUGCCUGCUUUGUCCUCCAGGUUUCCUGUGUGUCACCAGAGGGCUCUCUUUCCCUUCUCAUACCUGUCCAGCUGGCUCCUACUGUCCAGGUGGAGAAAACAGCAGUCAGCAGGCUAUACCCUGCUCACCUGGAAACAUGUGCCCACCUGGAUCUAAAAAACUGGUACCCUGCUUUCCAGGGAGCUACCAGAAUUUACCUGGACAGGUGAGGAAGAUGAGGAUGACUAGUCUGCUAAUAUUGUGA
Molecule: messenger RNA, 2292 nt
Organism: Larimichthys crocea (large yellow croaker)
Lineage: Eukaryota; Metazoa; Chordata; Actinopteri; Sciaenidae
Exons: 14
Coding region: 433-2292 (619 amino acids)
Source: RefSeq, a predicted model, not a curated record